AUGAGAACACGGCCUGUCUGUUCCUCGGCGAUGGCCCGCUGGACCGGAGUCCUGAGGGUGGCGCUCGACGAUCCCGGCGGCCCUCUGUUCAAGAUAGCCGUUUCUCUGCGGCUCUCCUCCUCCACCGCCCUGGCCGCGCCCGCCAUCAACGCCGUCUUCUUCACGGGAGACCGAAUCGAGGGGACGGGAAACUCGGUCAUCGAGGAGCUCUCGGAUUCGGGGAACAUCGCGCGCUUGCUGGUCUCGAAGCUGGGCGGGUCCGAUGCGGCCGUAAACGCCUGGGUGGUGGACGCCGCCUCCUUCAGCGGCUCCUUCGCCGUCUACAAAGAGUUUGUUCCCUCGGUGGACUCGCGGGGCGACCCGCUAGGCUACGACCCGGAGGGGCUUCCGGCUUCCAGGUCCAUCGUGUCGCUCUUCUCCAAGUGCAUCCGGCAGGUUCGUCUCCUCCCAUUCCCAUCCCCCCCUCCUCCCCCCCGGGGACGAUUGCCGCUUCCCCCCCUGGCAUUCUCUUUCCGAUUUUCCCGGGGAAGAACUUGAUUGGAGAACCUCAAGAUCCUGGAAGGGUCAACGAGCCUGUUGAAAUCGUGAGUGGAAGGUUUCGAUGGUGUGGGCGUAUGAACGGAACCCUAAUCAGGAACGGAGAUCAACUUAAUCCCAACGAUCAUGACCUAAUGGGCAUAUUUUCAUGUCUUCUGGAUUCGUUCAUGCCGAUCUGCUCUUUACCUAAAGGUUACUGGCGUGAUUGGAGCCGGACGGCAGGAGUCGGCAGCAGCCCACGCGCAUCCGAGGACGGUGCUCUUGGGAUUCAGCAAGGGCGGAAUCGUCUUGAACCAGAUCCUCUCGGAAAUCUCCAGCAUAACAUCUGACUCUCUGGCCUGCUCCCUGGGCGGCCGCACCAGCGCUGAAGACAGCAUAUUUCCUGCCUCGGAAGGCAGGUUCCUCCGCAGCAUCUCAGCGUUCCAUUUCGUGGACGUCGGCCUGAACCGCGCGGGGGCGUAUCUGACCGAUGCCAGCGCGGUUGGGAGGAUCGUGGAGAUCUUCCGUCUCUGGGACAGCAGCAAGGUCGUCAGAUUCGUUCUCCACGGUACCCCUCGUCAAUGGCGCGACAGCCGACGCCCGUGGAUUCGCAGGGAGAAGGCUAGGCUUGCCCAGCUGCUGCGCGAGGAGGAAGCCGGUGAUGGGAGGGGGACAGUAAGCAUCCAGGAGGUGCUCUACUUCCCAACGACGGCCCCUAGCUUGCAGAUGCACUUCGAAAUCAUAGAAGCUAUGCAACUGGGUUGA
This is a messenger RNA of Spirodela intermedia, 1281 nucleotides long. NCBI's taxonomy places the organism in Eukaryota, Viridiplantae, Streptophyta, Magnoliopsida, Alismatales, Araceae. The record is from the annotation of a GenBank genome assembly.